AUGAAGUAUCAUCUUCAAAUGUUUUUAUUUCUCGUCUUGGCCUUUACUGUCUCAAGGUAAGUCGACUUUCUUCCAAUCGAGAGAAUCAGACAUCGCUUCAAAUCAAGCUUAUACUGGAAUAUCUCAAAUUUUCCUGCAAAGUUUUCAUCUACUGAUGCUUUUUUCUUUUUUCCCAGAUCUACCGCAGAUGAUGACUUGGCCCAGUUUGUCCGUACUGUCAUGUCUCUG
Molecule: messenger RNA, 228 nt
Organism: Porites evermanni
Lineage: Eukaryota; Metazoa; Cnidaria; Anthozoa; Scleractinia; Poritidae
Source: the annotation of a GenBank genome assembly